Messenger RNA from Rhea pennata, 1729 nucleotides. RefSeq names its product keratin 8 (gene KRT8). The transcript has 9 exons. Lineage: Eukaryota; Metazoa; Chordata; Aves; Rheiformes; Rheidae. The record is from RefSeq and is a predicted model, not a curated record. The coding region runs from base 218 to 1645 and encodes 475 amino acids. Gene Ontology annotation, cellular component: keratin filament. Gene Ontology annotation, molecular function: structural constituent of skin epidermis. Gene Ontology annotation, biological process: intermediate filament organization; keratinization.
ACCCGGAGUGCGCACACCCCGCCCUGGAUCUGUCCUCCUGGGGCUCCUGCCUGUUCACCCGGCCUGUCCGGCCUGUCCGGCCUGCCCCGUCUGUCUGUCCGUCCUCCCGCCCCUCUUGCAACCCUCCAACUUCUUCUACAGCCCUCUCGCCCGUCUUGCAACACUCCUGUCCCUCUUGCAACCUUCCUGUCCGUCCUCCCCGUCUCCUGCCUCCACCAUGUCCAUCACCGUCACCAGGAAGACCAUGAGAAGCACCUCGGCCGUGCCCGGGCGCUCCUUCAGCUCCCACUCCUACACCGCCGGCCCCGGCGGAAGGAUGAGCACGGCCUCAGCCUUUGGUGCCUACGGCGGCAGCCGCUACGGAGCAGGUCUGUACCGGGGCCCGGCUGCGGUGCCCGGCGCGGGGGGCCCCAUCACGGCCGUGAGCGUCAACCAGAACCUGCUGAUGCCCCUCAACCUGGAGAUCGACCCUAACGUCCAGCGGGUGCGCAAGGAGGAGAAGGAGCAGAUCAAGACGCUCAACAACAAGUUUGCCUCCUUCAUCGACAAGGUCCGCUUCCUGGAGCAGCAGAACAAGAUGCUGGAGACCAAGUGGAGCCUGCUGCAGAGGCAGCGGCCGGCGCCGGGCGCCGCGGGCGGCCUCUUCGAGGCGUACGUGGGCGCGCUGCGGCGGCAGCUCGACGGCCUGGCCCAGGAGAAGCUGCGGCUGGAGGCCGAGCUGGGCAGCACCCGCGCCUUGGUGGAGGAGUUCAAGAGCAAGUACGAGGAGGAGAUCAACCGCCGCACGGAAAAGGAGAACGAGUUCGUGCUGCUCAAGAAGGACGUGGACGAAGCCUACAUGAACAAGGUGGAGCUGGAGUCCAGGCUGGAGGCUCUGACGGAUGAAAUAAAUUUCCUGCGGCAGCUCUACGAGGAGGAGCUGCGCGAGCUGCAGUCGCAGAUCUCCGACACUUCCGUCGUCCUCUCCAUGGACAACAGCCGCAGCCUGGACCUGGACGGCAUCAUCGCGGAGGUGAAGGCGCAGUACGAGGAGAUCGCCGGCCGGAGCCGGGCCGAGGCCGAGCGCAUGUACCGCAUCAAGUACGAGGAGCUGAGGAGCGCGGCGGGGAAGCACGGCGACGACCUGCGCGCCAGCCGCUCCGAGAUCAGCGAGCUCAACAGGAUGAUCCAGAGGAUCCAGGCGGAGAUCGAGGCGCUGAAGAACCAGCGGGCCGGCCUGGAGGCAGCCAUCGCGGAGGCCGAGGAGCGGGGCGAGCUGGCCCUGCAGGACGCCAAGGGGAAGGUGGCCGAGCUGGAGGCCGCCCUGCAGCAGGCCAAAGCCGACAUGGCCCGGCAGCUCCGCGAGUACCAGGAGCUCAUGAACGUCAAGCUGGCCCUGGACAUCGAGAUCGCGACCUACAGGAAGCUGCUGGAGGGGGAGGAGAGCAGGUUGGAGUCCGGCAUGCAGAGCCUGAGCAUCCACACCAAGACGACGGGCUACGCGGGCGGCUUCGGCGGCGGCUCCUUCUCCAGCACCGGCUACUCGGCGCCUCCCUUGGCCCCGGAGAGCUCGGCCGUCACCAAGUCGCGAGCCAUCGUCAUCAAGAAGAUCGAGACGCGGGACGGCAAGCUGGUGUCCGAGUCCUCGGACGUGCUGUCCAACUGAGCGCCGGGCGCUGCGCCGCGCCGGCAAUAAACCGCUCCAUCCACUGGGCUCCUCUUCUCCGGGGCUGGGGCGAGCGAAACCGGC